AUGAGCCCCCCCCGGGCCCCGCUGCUGCUGCUGCUGCUGCUGGGAAUCGCGACAGCGACAGAGCCAGCUCCAGGCCGGGAUUUGCUGCGGCUGCUCCCGGCCGGGUUCCGGAAGGUUCCGGGGCCGUGUCCCGGCUCCGUCGCUUUCCGCCUCAGCCGGGGGGAUCCCGGCGGGAUCGGGAUCGGGAUCGGGAUCGGGAUCGGGAACGGAGCCCCCGCCCGGGAGCUGCUGCCCGGUGAGCGCCGGGAUCCACCCGGAUCCAGCGGGAAUCCACCCCGGGAUCCACCCCGGGAUCCACCCGGAUCCAGCGGGAAUCACAACGGGAUCCACCCCGGGAUCCACCCCGGGAUCCACCCCGGGAUCCACCCGAAUCCAGCGGGAGUCCACCCCGGGAUCCACCCCGGGAUCCACCCGGAUCCAUCAGGAGUCCACCCCGGGAUCCACCCGGAUCCAGCGGGAAUCACAACGGGAUCCGCCCCGGGAUCCACCCGGAUCCAGCGGGAAUCACAACGGGAUCAACCCCGGGAUCCACCCGGAUCCAUCGGGAGUCCACCCCGGGAUCCACCCGGAUCCAGCGGGAAUCACAACGAGAUCCACCCCGGAUCCAUCAGGAAUUCGCCCCGGGAUCAGCCCCGGAUCCAGUGGGAAUUCGCCCCGGGAUCCGCCCCGGGAUCUGCCCCCCGAGGCUCCAAGGGGGAGAAGGGGGAGCCGGCGGCGCUGGAACCGGGAAUGUUGGUGCAGGGCCCCCCCGGCCCCGAAGGACCCGCGGGAAUUUCGGGACCCCCCGGAGCUCAGGGACCGCCCGGAGCCCCCGGAGAGCCCGGGGAGAGGGGCCCCCCCGGCCGCUCCGGCAUCCCCGGAUCCGAUGGAAGCCCCGGAGCCCCCGGAACCGCCCUGAUGCUCCCGCUGGCGCUGAGGGGCCCCCCCGGCCCCAUGGGGCUCACGGGGCGCCCGGGACCCACGGGCCAGCCCGGCAGCUCUGGCCUCAAGGGCGAAUCCGGAGAUUUCGGGCCCCAGGGCCCCAGGGGACCCCGAGGUCUGAUGGGACCCCCCGGAAAACCCGGAGAGAGGGGUCGCCCAGGACCCGACGGCGCUCGGGGGCUCCCGGGGGACCCCGGGCUCAAGGGUGAGCGAGGAUUCGACGGCCUCCCGGGGCUUCCGGGGGAUAAAGGACACAGGGGUGACCCCGGCUCCCAGGGGACCCCGGGACCCCCCGGCGAGGACGGAGCGAGGGGCGACGAUGGCGACGUUGGACCCCGGGGGCUGCCGGGGGAGGCGGGUCCCCGAGGUCUCCUGGGCCCCAAAGGCCCCCCCGGAAUCCCGGGACCCCCGGGCGUUCGAGGUCCGGAUGGGGCCGUGGGGCCCAAAGGGAACCUGGGUCCCCAAGGAGAGCCGGGACCCCCCGGGCACCAAGGGACCCCCGGGACUCAGGGACUCCCCGGACCCCAAGGAGCCACCGGACCCCGCGGAGAGAAGGGUCCCCAGGGGAAGCCGGGGCUGCCGGGAAUGCCGGGAUUGGACGGAGACCCGGGUCACCCCGGCAAGGAGGGACCCCCCGGCGGCAGGGGAGGACAGGGUCCCGCCGGUCCCCAGGGUCCCCAGGGCUACCCCGGCCCCCGCGGCCUCAAGGGAAUCGACGGCAUCCGGGGGCUGAAGGGUCACAAGGGGGAGAAGGGCGAGGAAGGAGCUCCAGGAUUCAAGGGCGAUGUUGGAGUCAAAGGCGAUCGGGGCGAUCCGGGCGCUCCCGGCUCCCGCGGCUCCGACGGCUCCGAGGGACCCAAGGGACGCUCGGGACCCCCCGGAGACCCCGGAGAGGCCGGAAUUGGGGGGGAAAAGGGAAAAUUGGGAGUUCCGGGAUUGCCGGGAUACCCCGGGCGCCAGGGCCCCAAGGGCUCUCAGGGAUUCCCGGGAUUUCCCGGCAGCAGCGGCGAGAAAGGAGCGAGGGGAUUUUCAGGAAAAUCGGGGCCCAGGGGGGAGCGCGGCCCCUCCGGACCCAGGGGGCAGCGGGGACCUCGCGGAGCCACCGGAAAAGUCGGAGCCAAGGGAAUUUCCGGGAGCGACGGCCCCCACGGACCCCCCGGAGAGAGCGGCAGCCCCGGCCCCCAGGGCCCGAACGGAUUCCCCGGCCCCAAAGGGCCCCCCGGACCCCCAGGAAAGGACGGAAUUCCCGGACACCCCGGGCAGAGAGGAGACGCCGGAUUCCAAGGCAAGCCGGGCCCCCCCGGCCCCCCCGGCGUGGUCGGAGCUCAGGGAUCACCGGGAGAGUCGGGGCCGCUGGGGGGGAGGGGACACCCAGGACCCCCCGGACCCCCCGGAGAGCAGGGACUGCCCGGAACCCCCGGAAAGGACGGAGCCAAGGGCGAUCCGGGUCCUUCGGGCCCCCCGGGCAAGGACGGCCCCGCCGGAUUCCGAGGAUUCCCGGGAGAGCGAGGCCUUCCCGGAAUUCCCGGAGGGGGAGGCUUGAAAGGAUCCGAGGGACCCGCGGGACCUCCCGGGCCGGCGGGCUCUCCCGGCUCCGGGGGCUCCCCCGGCUCUGGGGGUCCCGCGGGUCCCCCCGGACGCCCCGGACCCCCCGGACCCCCCGGAGCACCCGGAGACAAAGGAGGCCCGGGAGAAAAGGGCGGCCCGGGCCCCCCCGGGCGCGACGGGAUCCAGGGACCCCUCGGGCUGCCGGGACCCUCCGGACCCCCCGGAGCUCCCGGUGACGACGGAGACAAGGGCGAGGGAGGCGAGCCGGGUCCCAAAGGUCCCAAAGGAUCCAAAGGGGAGCACGGACCCCCAGGACCCCCCGGCCCCAUCGGGGGAGUGGGACAGCCCGGAGCGGCCGGCGCCGAUGGGGAGCCGGGGCCGAGGGGACCCCAAGGACAUUUUGGGGUGAAGGGGGACGAAGGAACCCGAGGAUUCAACGGCGCCCCCGGCCCCAUCGGCCUCCAGGGUUCUCCGGGUCCAGCCGGAGACAAGGGAGAGACGGGCGACGUUGGACCCCUGGGUCCCCCCGGCCCUCCCGGACCUCGAGGCCCCUCCGGAGCUUCCGGAGCCGACGGACCUCAGGGACCUCCCGGAGGCGUCGGGAAUUUGGGACCCCCCGGAGAGAAGGGCGAUCCCGGCGAACCCGGAACUCCGGGAAUUCCAGGAGAACCGGGAAUCAAGGGUCCCCGUGGGGAUCGUGGGGAAAAAGGAGAAUCCGGAGCCUCCGGAGCCGCCGGAGCCGCGGGCGGGAAAGGCCCCCCCGGAGACGACGGCCCCAAAGGAAACCCCGGUCCCGUUGGAUUCCCCGGAGAUCCCGGAGCCCCCGGAGAGAUCGGAGCCAGGGGCCAGGACGGAGCCAAAGGCGAACGAGGAGAGGACGGAGAACCUGGGGAGGCGGGCUCUCCGGGUCCGACGGGAGAGAACGGCCCCCCCGGGCCCCCCGGCAAGAGGGGUCCGGCCGGAUCCCGAGGUCCCGAGGGGCGCCGGGGUGGGAAAGGAGCCAAGGGGGAGCCGGGAGCGCGAGGAGCUCCCGGGAAAACCGGAGCCGUGGGAGCAGCGGGAACGGCCGGAAAAUCGGGAUCCGAGGGGCUCCGGGGGCUGCCGGGAGCCGUGGGAGAACAAGGAAAACCGGGAAGCCCCGGCCAGGCCGGACCCCCCGGACCCCUGGGCCCCCCCGGCCUCCCCGGCCUGAAGGGAGACACCGGAGCCAAGGGAGAGAAGGGCCACCCGGGGCUCCUGGGGCUGUUGGGACCCCCCGGAGAACCCGGAGACAAAGGAGAGCGGGGCCGGCCCGGAAAUCCGGGAAAUUCCGGGAAAAAGGGGGAGACGGGAAUUCCCGGAGCCGCCGGAGCCUUGGGACCAUCGGGACCCCCCGGACUCCCCGGUCCGGCCGGGCCCAAAGGAGCCAAAGGAGCCACGGGCCAAGCGGGACCCAAAGGAGAGCGAGGACCCCCCGGAGCACCCGGACACCCCGGCCCUCCAGGCGAAACCAUCCAACCCCUCCCCAUCCAAAUUCCCAAGAAAUCCAAGCGUUCCCUGGAAUUCCCGGAAUUCCAGCAUCCAGAACCUUCCAGCCUCCUCCUGGAAUUCCUGGAUUCCCUGAAAUCGGAGCUGGAGCGGCUCCGGAAUCCUCCGGGAUCUCGGGAUCAUCCGGCCAGGACCUGCCAGGACCUCAAGCUCGGCCACCCCCAGCUCCAGGAUGGGGAGUAUUGGAUCGAUCCCAACCAGGGAUGUUCCCGGGAUUCCGUCAGGGUUUUCUGUAACUUCACGGCCGGAGGGGAGAGUUGCGUGUUCCCGGAAUUCCAGCAGUUUUCCUACCGGGAUGGGGAAUUCCGGCGGCUCCCGCGGGUCCAGCUCAGCUUCCUGCGCCUCCUCAGCUCCUCCUCCCGCCAGAGCCUCUCCCUGCCCUGCCCCGAGAAUUCC
Messenger RNA from Poecile atricapillus (Black-capped chickadee), 4392 nucleotides. It is a transcript of the gene COL11A2, whose product is annotated as collagen type XI alpha 2 chain. The annotation marks the transcript as partial. Gene Ontology annotation, molecular function: extracellular matrix structural constituent. The transcript has 59 exons. NCBI's taxonomy places the organism in Eukaryota, Metazoa, Chordata, Aves, Passeriformes, Paridae. The record is from RefSeq and is a predicted model, not a curated record.